GGCCCUUUUGGGCUUUGGCUACUGAGGUUUGAUGCCAUUGCAUUUGCACCUACGCAGCCCCCCCUUCCCUAUAUUCUCCUCUCUUCCACCAUUUCUGUUGUGGUCUCCUCAUGACCACGUUCACCCAUGACUCAACACAUCAACACUCCACCAUUUUCUUCUGAUCAAUCCCACACCAUCUUCAUGAACUCUUCACACUGUUAUCCUCACAUUCACUGCUCGAAAUGGUAAAGCCCCUCAAACCCAUAUUUCUCUAUUCCUUAAAUCCGCAUCGAAGGAGCAAGUUCAGGGGUUUUACUUAUCUGGGUCGUCUUCAAUUUUCAUCAAAACCCGAUCUUUUUGAUCAAUCUGAGUCCAUACAAACAGAAGAAAGUAAGAGGCUUUUGUUUAUUGUUUCUAAGGUGUCGGAUAUUUUGUCUAAUCCGCGGCUGCAAUGGCAGACAAAUGGAGAGCUUCAGUCAUUGAGCUCCAUAUUAAGACCCCCACACGUGGCAAAACUCGUUGAGAUCCAUGAAAAUACUGAAGUAGCUUUGCAGUUUUUUUACUGGGUUUCUAAGAGGCAUUUUUACAAACAUGAUAGGAACUGUUAUGUUUCCAUGUUGAAUAGGCUUGUUUUUGACAAGAAAUUUGCUCCUGCUGAUCAUGUGAGGAUAUUGAUGAUCAAAGGUUGUAGAAACCAGGAGGAAAUGAAAUGGGUUAUUGAGUAUUUAAGUGAACUUAGCAGAAAAGGUCUUGGGUAUACUUUGUAUAGCUUUAAUACUUUGUUGAUUCAAUUGAGUAAGUUUGAGAUGGUUGAGGCAGCUAAGAGUGCUUAUCAAGAAAUCAUGAGCAGUGGAACGGUGCCGAGUUUAUUAACUUUUAACACUAUGAUAAACAUAUUGUGCAAGAAAGGGAGAGUUGAAGAGGCCAAGAUGAUAAUGAGUCAUAUUUAUCAGCGGGAAUUGAGUCCCGAUGUGUUUACAUAUACAUCUCUGAUUCUGGGUCAUUGUAGGAACAGGGACUUGGAUGCAGCAUUUGUGGUAUUUGAUCGGAUGGUUCAGGAUGGAAUAGAUCCGAAUGCAGCAACUUAUACUACUCUUAUAAAUGGACUUUGUUCGGAGGGGAGAGUCGAUGAGGCUAUGGAUAUGCUUGACGAGAUGAUUGAGAAAGGUAUUGAACCCACUGUGUAUACAUACACAGUUCCAGUUAGUUCCUUGUGUGCAGUUGGACGUGAGAAAGAGGCUGUUGAUCUUGUAGUGAACAUGAGAAAGAGGGGAUGUGAACCAAAUGUCCAGACAUAUACAGCUCUAAUUAGUGGACUGUCUCAAUCUGGACUCCUUGAAGUGGCAAUUGGAUUGUAUCACGACAUGUUGAGAAAAGGUUUGCUCCCAACUAUGGUUACAUUCAAUAUAUUGAUAACUGAAUUGUGUAGAGCAAAAAAUAUAGACAGAGCUUUUAAUAUUUUCCGUUGGAUUGAAGCACAUGGAUACAAACCCAACACUAUAACUUGCAAUGCACUGAUCCAUGGAUUAUGCUUGGUUGGGAAUAUUGAAAGGGCAAUGGUUUUACUCAGUGAAAUGCUAAAGGUGGGUCCGGCACCAACAGUGAUUACUUAUAAUACCCUAAUUAAUGGCUACCUUAAACGGGGCUUUCUGGACAAUGCUAUGAGACUACUGGAUUUGAUGAAGAAUAAUGGAUGUAAAGCUGAUGAAUGGACUUAUGCCGAACUUAUUUCUGGUUUCUGCAAGAGGGGCAAGCUUGAUUUAGCUUUGGCUCUCUUUCAGGAAAUGAUAAAGAAUGGUUUAAGUCCAAACAAGGUAAACUAUACAGCUCUAAUUGAUGGUCUCUCGAAGGAAGAGAAAAUAGAUGAUGCACUUGCAUUACUUAAAAGGAUGGAAGAGAGUGGUUGCAGUCCAGGCAUUGAAACUUACAAUGCUAUCAUAAAUGGUUUGUCCAAAAAAAACAGGCUUUUGGAAGUAAAAAGACUAUGUAAUAAGCUGGCAGAAAGUGAACUGCUCCCAAAUGUAAUCACCUACUCAACUUUGAUUGAUGGUCUUUGUAGGAAUGGUGAAACUCAUCUUGCAUUUGAGAUUUUGCAUGAUAUGGAGAGAAGAAAUUGCAUGCCGAACCUGUACACUUACAGUUCGCUAAUCUACGGCUUAUGUCUUGAAGGUCAGGCUGAUAAAGCAGAGAGCUUACUCAGAGAAAUGGAGAAAAAAGGAUUAGCUCCUGAUUAUGUGACUUAUACUUCACUAAUUGAUGGUUUUGUAGCAUUGGAUAGACUAGAUCAUGCACUUUUACUUCUUCACCAGAUGGUUGAUAAGGGUUGUCAACCAAAUUAUAGAACCUUUGGUGUGUUGUUGAAAGGAUUGCAAAAGGAACAUGAGUUGAUUUCAGGGAAGGUCUCCGUCAAGCGUGAAACAGUGUAUAGUUGCACAGCUAGCAAGAAGGAUGUUAGUAUUGAACUGUUAUGUACUCUACUAAAUAGAAUGUUGGAAAUUGGUUGUGAGCCGAAUGAAGGCACAUAUUGCACUUUAAUUCUUGGUCUGUAUAGAGAUGGUAAAACUUAUGAGGCAGACCAGUUGAUUGAACAUAUGAGGGAGAAAGGCUUCAGUCCUACUAGUGCAGCAUAUUGCUCUCUUUUAGUUUCUUAUUGCAACAAUUUAAAAGUGGAUGCUGCUUUGGAAAUAUUUGAUUCAUUGAUUCAACAAGGUUUUCGACCUCCUUUGUCAAUUUAUCAAUCACUCAUUUGUGCUCUCUGUAGAAGUAGCCGACUAAAAGAAGUUGAAGUGCUAUUUGAAAACAUGCUUGGGAAAAAGUGGAACAAUGAUGAGAUUGUUUGGACCAUCCUGAUUGAUGGUUUACUCAAGGAGAGAGAAUCUGAAUUGUGCAUGAAGCUUCUUCGUGUCAUGGAAUCCAAGAGUUGCAAUAUUAGUUUCCAGACAUAUGUCAUCUUGGCAAGAGAAUUGUCCAAAUUAGAUGGUUAAUUAAUACGAGUCAAAUGAUUUUUUGAGAAUUGAUCUGCAGCUCCAGAAAGCAGAAAUAAGUGAGUUAAUUUCUAAUCUUACAAUAGCCUCUCAUCUAUGGUUUCUUCAACUACUCUCGCUGAAGCUCGAUUGAAGAGGAAGCUAAGCUGAAAAAAUCUUCUGUUUCUGAAGCAGCUGCGUGAAUGCUGGUAAGCUGAGUUGUUGCUGAGCUUCAUGAUGAAGGAACUGACCUUUUACAGGUCAAGUGCACAAGGAUACGUUUUGAUAGUUGUCAAUUCUCACCUGCUGAUGGCAUUUUACAUGUCCAGCAAAGUAGGAAUCAGACCUGAAGGUACUGACUAGAGCAGCCAUAUUGAUUUUUCAACACAUACACCGGCCAAAAGGUUUCAUUUUUCCCCUCUUGUUUUUCUUCUCUAACACAAGAUUCAUUUUAUUAAACUAGAGUGCAGUCGAUUUUUGGAAUUAGCAUGUAGGUGUAACAGAGCAGUUUAUGUACAUAGAUCUUACUUGGUCUCUGAGUUGAAUACUUCAGAAAUACAUGGCAAUUGAUUUAGAGUUGAGAGGAUGUUGUAGUAUUUGUAUUGUUCAGUCAUAAUUGCAGAUAAUAA
Molecule: messenger RNA, 3574 nt
Organism: Solanum verrucosum
Lineage: Eukaryota; Viridiplantae; Streptophyta; Magnoliopsida; Solanales; Solanaceae
Product: pentatricopeptide repeat-containing protein At5g65560-like
Exons: 2
Coding region: 225-2966 (913 amino acids)
Molecular function (GO): protein binding
Source: RefSeq, a predicted model, not a curated record